Apiotrichum porosum is the source of this 1032-nucleotide messenger RNA. RefSeq lists its product as uncharacterized. The transcript has 7 exons. NCBI's taxonomy places the organism in Eukaryota, Fungi, Basidiomycota, Tremellomycetes, Trichosporonales, Trichosporonaceae. The coding region runs from base 1 to 1032 and encodes 343 amino acids. The record is from RefSeq and is a predicted model, not a curated record.
AUGCUGUUCAACAGUCUUGCUCCCCUCGCCGUUGCCAUCGGCGCCACCUGGGUGCCACUGGCACAGGCUCUCAGCGACCAGGCUCUCCACAUGCCCCGCGUCCUCGUCUACACCAUGACUGCUGGUUUCCGUCACGACUCGAUCCCCACUGCCAUCGACGUGCUGAGGGAAAACGCUGCCAACUACAGCAUCGACUUUACCUUUACCGAGGACCAGUACUUCUUCACCGAUGAGAACCUGUCGGCCUUUGACAACAUCAUGUUUAUCCACACCACCGAGGAGGUCCUCGACACCAGUGGAAAAGCCGCUUUGGCCCGUUAUUUCCAGUCCGGUGGUAGCUGGACCGGCGUGCACGCCUCCUCCUCAUGUCUUUACAACGACACCGCCUUUGGUCAGGUACUCGGAGCAUACUUCGACUUCCACCCCUACCAGCAGAAUGCUACCUUCAUGCCGACUACCCACGACCACCCCUCUACCGCCAACAUGCCCGACCAGUGGACCUACAUGGAGGAGGUUUAUUUCUUCGGCACCGACCCCCGCGCCAACGGUGCCAAGGUCGUUGUCACCGUCAAUGACUCGAGCUACGUCAACAAUGUUGGCGACUGGCCUCCCAUGGGCUCCCCUCACCCCAUUGCUUGGUACAUUGAGGAGCCAACCUCGGCCAAGCCCCUUCUGGACGGUGCCCCCAAGACCGGCCGUUCGUUCUACACCGCCCUCGGCCACUUCAACGAGACCUGGCACGACCCCAUCUUCAUGGACCACCUCAUCGGCGGCUUGACCUGGACUCUUGACGGCGGCUCGACCAAGGCCUACGGUGUCGGUCUCGUCGGCAGCAACAACAUCACUCUCCCUCCCAAGCCCUCGCCGACUCCCAGCCCCUCGAACGCUGAUUCCGACUCGUCGGCCACCAAGACCGCAGCAGUCACUGGACAGGUGGCUGUCAACAAGAGUGGCAGUGGUAUCCGGUCCAUCGCCACCACCCCUGCUGCCGUUCUUGCCCUGAUGGCCGCUGGCGUCGCUGCCCUCUUGUAG